Rhineura floridana is the source of this 3939-nucleotide messenger RNA. It is a transcript of the gene MRPL51, whose product is annotated as mitochondrial ribosomal protein L51. Gene Ontology annotation, cellular component: mitochondrial large ribosomal subunit. Bases 384 to 779 code for a protein of 131 amino acids. Gene Ontology annotation, molecular function: structural constituent of ribosome. The record is from RefSeq and is a predicted model, not a curated record. The transcript is spliced from 4 exons. Gene Ontology annotation, biological process: translation. Lineage: Eukaryota; Metazoa; Chordata; Lepidosauria; Squamata; Rhineuridae.
AAAUGCACGAGGCGGACGGAAAAUCCGAACGGGCCUAAAUUACUCUGCCGCGCACCCGCUACCCGAUAUAGAAAAAAAGGCGCGCUAAACAGUUCGAAUGAUAUUCGGGCGCCCAAUCAGGAUGCUAGUUUUAAACCAUUUUUUAUCCCGCUCCUCAACCCAAAAAGUCUUCCAGUGCUAUUUACACUGCCUUUGAACCUUUUUAUUUGUACGUGAUCUACAAUCUUCUCUCUCUGGAAAUUACCUUCCUUUCCGCCAAUUUAAAAAAACAAACCUCCAGAAGAAGCGGUGCAUUCUGGGAAGGUUCUAAAAUGGCUGGAAUAGUGUUCUGAGCUGGCGGUGGUUGUCUGAUCUGCGAAGCGCUUUAGUAUCUCGGAAGCGGAAUGGCGACGACGCAGCUUCUUUUGACGGCGGCGCGGGGCUUGUUUGGGCGUCGUUCUUUUGUACCUGAAGCUCGCCGACUGUUCAGUACUGGAGUCCCUAACUCAUACCGUGUGAAGGAGCCUCCCCGCCCCAAAGAAGUUGAUCGAUGGACAGAGAAACGAGCACUGUUUGGAGUCUAUGACAACAUUGGAAUUCUGGGGGACUUCUUGGCCCACCCCAAGGACCUGAUUGUAGGCCCCGUAUGGUUACGUGGCUGGCGGGGCAAUGAAUUGCAGAGAUGCAUCCGCAAAAAGAAAAUGGUGGGUGACCGAAUGUUCUUAGAGGAUUACCACAACUUGAACAAGAGGAUUAAAUUUCUGUACAAGCGUUUUAAUCGCACUGGGAAGCAUCGCUAAGAGUAGCUCCUCAGGAGCUAGCAUCUGUUGCCAACGUGGUGGAAAACAUUAGCUCAUGGGACUGUACAAAGAAUUACGGAUAUGUAGAAUAGUUCAAAUGACCUUAUUCUGAUUGUUUCCAUUAUAUGUCACUUCAUCUACCAAUAUAUUCCAGAGCAACGUACUGAAAUUUCAUUCCUGGAAGUCUUUGCUUAAAGUCUGAGGAUGUAACCCAUCCAUCAGUUUCAGCCUUGUUGGUGUACAUGAAUACACUGUAACCAUUAUGUACUGUGUUCUGUGACUAUCUGCACCUCAAAUGCAGAGUAAAGAGUAAAGAUUGUUUUUUAUUUGAUGUGUAUUUCAGGCUAAAAAUUACUUAACAGUGUGUUAUGGGUGUUUGCCAAGGUAAAUAACAUGGCUUCAGAACAAAAAUUCCUGCUUUUUUGUUAUCUCCUUGCUGUGUCUAGUUGUCUAAUUCUCCACUUAUGUAUGGGUUGACUUAUACGGAACAGAAUUGAGUUAGCUGUGUGAUGAGUUGCAUUGGGACUAGCUGAGCAACCACUGUGAACAGUCAUGUUCAGAUACAAAUUUGCCUUAUUUUCUUGCUCAGGAACACCCCACUUGAGCUGAGUUCAUGCUGUCUAAAAUGCUCUUAGAAUUCUUGUUGGAUGCAGAGUCUUUUACUAACCAAAGAUGCAGCUCUAUGCAUUGAAGAACUACAGGGAAAAAUAACCACAUGGUGAGAAAAGAAGAAUGGAAUAGGAUUGAGUAGGUGCUUCUCUGGUGAAAUGCAUCGCUUUUCCUAAUUUUAUUCAGUAAGCAGUAUAGUAGCAUGGUCUUGGAGCCACAAGCUUCAGUCUCUACUUUUGCAUGAUCCUAGGCAGCUAAGGCUGCUUUCCUAAUCCACUUACCUGGGUGUAAGCCCAAUUGAAUUCAGUUGGACUUACUUUUAGUUAGACAUGGUUAGGAUUGUGCUGCAAGUUGCACCAGUGAGUUUCUGGCUCAUCAAAGUUUGGGUUGUAAGAAGCUGGGAUCCAUUUUCAUUCACAGCUGUAGUCCUGGAGUGGGGCAGAAAGAGCCAACUUGUUCCACUCCACUUUUAACCUUGCAGGUGGCUUAUAUUAUGUAUGAAUAAUGACCUAUAUUAAGUCGGAUUGCCCGUUACAUGCAUGGGCAAUUCCAUUUAAAAGCUGGACAUGUCUGUCAUAUAAAGUGUGAAUUGGUUGUAAGUUACAGCAGCGUUAGCAAUCGCAUCAAAGUGUCUCUUGGAAUGUUUGCAUACCCCUGUUUUGACAGGAUGUAAUUGUAUCAUAUUCAUUUUCUGUUGUCAGUCUUAAAAGAUUGACUUUGGAGGCAAGGCAAUAGGGUUCGUGUAUGAUACAGAUUAGUAACACGCUACAGAGGGAAUCAGGAAAGGAAAUACUGAUAUGCAAGUAGCGUUAAUAAAAUGGCAAAUGACUUUGGGUAGCUAAUGCAGUUCAAUACAAGUCACGUAUGUUUCUUAACUUUACUCUUCCCAACUCCAUCUGCUGUGACUGCCUCACAUAUGUAUGUGAAGACUCCUGCUGAGUAGAUGUUAUUCCUGGUAACGCUGGAAGACAGCUCAACCUUCCUCAUAGGCACAUUCUCACUUUCUGGCUAUUGGGAAUUUUGGAGAUGGCAUUACAUCCUGGGCAAGGCAAAACACUGAGCAGCAUAAGAAUAAUGUACAGCCUGGGAAAAUGGAAAGGUCUUUUCCUGGUGCCAAUACGGCAUCAUGGUAAGCCUGCCUGCGGAGAGCAUUGCCACCAUUAAGUAGGCCCUUUCCCUUGUGCCACUCCACAGAUGGAGGGAGUAUCUGAAGAAGGGCUUCUGCUGAAGAUCGCAGUGUACAGGCAUGCAUGGAGACAAGUGGUCCUUUAGGCCCCUUGGUCCCAAGCUGUAAAGGGCUUUAAAAGUUAAAAACAGCAUACUGAAUUGAAUAUGGAGACAGCGUGGUGGGUCAGGAGACUUUGGGAGCCACACUAGGCAGGAGAGCAGACUGACUGAAAAGCCUGGAUGGGGGCGAGAGGCUGUCAGGCUGUCACAGUAGGAGACUGAGUGCAAAUGAGAAUGGAUGACACCUUUAGUGCUGCUCACAUUGGCCUUUGCCCCACCCACUGCCCAAUAUGUGUCUUUGAUCCUGAAAAGGUUAGUCACCCCUCCUCUGAAGGUUCUGAGAAGACAGGUGUUUACCAAUUUGCCCUUCUCUAUUUGUCCUGAGCCUGGCUCUUUGUGCAGUGCUGCCUAUUUGUGCCAAGUGGCUUUUCACCAUGGCUCCUGUCACCAAAGGUUAACAUACACACUGCUUUUGCUAUGCUGUGAUUGGCUGGAGAGUUACUCGGAUCCCUAGGUUGCACAGCAGGAGGGGCAAUGUAUUUUGGCCCUUCAGUAGGUCCAGUCUGAGUGUUCUGAUUUGCAUAAUCUCUUUUGACGUGUACGGAGUGUGAGGGAGUAGGUACUGCUCCUCUCUGCCUUCAGAGCCCAGCAGUGGGGCUCCAUGGCAUAAUAUUACAUUAGUGUAUCCUGGCCAUACGCAGUUGUAGAGUCCCUGGCAGUUCAUCCUCCAGAUCUACCAACACGGGGCACUUAGCUGGCAUUCUAAAGCUCACCAGACAGUAUAAAGGGGAUUGGCAAAACCUUUUAAAAAAGCAGGUCAGGCUCAGAUCUGUGGCAAGCUUUAUCAGCAAUGCAGACUUGCUGUCAACUGGCUGCUGUGCCACAAAAGAGGCAGACACCUCUGCUUAUUAAUAGCAUUUAUUAGUUGCUUUUUCCCAAAGAUAGGACUCAAAGCGAUGUACAAAAAGGAAAACAAACACAUUGCAUAUGAAAUAGCUUGCAAUAAGUCAAACAUGUGCAAAAACAAUUUCAAGUGAAAUAAUACAAUAAUAAAGAAAAUAACAAAUGGCAGAUAAAACAGCAGCACAAAAACCAUAUCAACACUAUAAAUAUAACAUAACAAUCCUAUUACACACCUAGUCAAUAUGGCAAAGGUAGAAAAGAAGUAACACAAUUUCAAUUUAGAAAACUUCGAAUACUGCAAGUGUAUCUUGCCAAUUUGCCUGAAGUUGUUGAGAAUCUGAUACUGUCUGAGCGGUGGUCUUACUAUCCCUGUAAUACCUAUUCAUCUGAACAUGUAUAAUAAACAGAUUAUUGCACUGAU